This is a messenger RNA of Symbiodinium sp. CCMP2456, 693 nucleotides long. NCBI's taxonomy places the organism in Eukaryota, Dinophyceae, Suessiales, Symbiodiniaceae. The record is from the annotation of a GenBank genome assembly.
GAGAUGGUAUCUGCUACUGAGGAGGAACUGGCGAUGUUGCAGGAGGUCAUGGAUGGAACCUACAAGGCGGUUGCAACGCGUGACCGUGGAGGGAAGCCUAUCGCCUCACGCUUCGUGGUGGUGCAGGCGUUGCGCUCCGAGAAUCCUGUGCUGUGGGACCGCUAUGCCGGACGCCGAGAGCAAGUGGCGGUUCAGCUCUCAAGCCGCGGGGAGGAUUUUCCCGUCACGCCUUCAACACUCUCGGCCUCUCUGGGCCUCGCCCUCCGCUGCUUGCACGAGGAGCAUGGCAAUCCCAGCAACGAGGCGUAUCUUUUGCAUGGAAGCAACCCAACAUCUGCUUUGUCCAUUCUCCGCACCUCCUUCAAAAUGGGCUUGGCGGGCCGGAACGCCGGCUCCAUGUUCGGACCUGGCGUCUACCUUGCCGAGUCGUCAGUGAAGGCUGACGAGUAUGCGCAGGACGACACCAACGGCUCUUAUGCAGGGCUCUAUGCCGUGCUCUUCUGCCGCGCCGUUGUCGGGCGAGCGCUGCAGGUCACAGAUCCGGCCGACUACGGUCCUUUGGUCACCUCGGGAGACUUCGAGUCCGUCGUCGGGGACCGGGAGCGCGCGGUGGGAACGUUUCGGGAGUUCGUCUUCUUCCACGAGGAAGCGAUCUAUCCAGAGUUUGCGGUCUUCUACCGCCGGGAGCUGUAG